This is a messenger RNA of Leucoraja erinaceus (little skate), 1140 nucleotides long. RefSeq names its product probable G-protein coupled receptor 139. The transcript is spliced from 3 exons. Lineage: Eukaryota; Metazoa; Chordata; Chondrichthyes; Rajiformes; Rajidae. The coding region runs from base 1 to 1140 and encodes 379 amino acids. Gene Ontology annotation, cellular component: membrane. Gene Ontology annotation, molecular function: G protein-coupled receptor activity. The record is from RefSeq and is a predicted model, not a curated record. Gene Ontology annotation, biological process: G protein-coupled receptor signaling pathway.
AUGCCAAAGUUCCAGAUCAGAUUUCAACCACGUAUUCUAUAUGCAUCCGAACUUCAGGUGUCUGCAUACGUGUUUGACAAUGCACCUCUGUACUUGAAGGAAUCUGGUGCGGCCUCGCGGUUCCUCACAGCAGAACCAAGUACUAUGACUUCUUCUGCAGCUAACUUGUUGACGAUUGUGAUCCUAUCGAGGGGAAAGUGCGAUCUCUCCAAAGGAAUUUCUAUUUACCUAAUCACCAUGGCGUUAGCUGACCUGCUGGUGGUUGUCUUCUGCAUCAUACUCGCAUCUCUCUUUUCCCGUCUGAUCCCGGCCUCAUUUUUGUUUUACACGGCGGUUUGCAGUACCAACGCUGUGCUGAGCUACGCGACUAUAGACUGCUCUGUUUGGCUCACCAUUGCGUUCACCUUUGAUCGAUUCGUGGCAAUCUGUUGUCACAAUCUGAAGGUCACAUACUGCACUACAAAAACGGCCACGUUGGUUAUAGGCAUCGUGUGUGCGUUGAACGUUUUACGUAACGUGCCUUUCUAUUUCAAAUUCCGACCUUACGGCUUCUUCAACGGAAUACCCUGGGGAUGCGCAACCAGGCUGGAGUUCUUCAGUUUUCCCGGAUGGGUGACAUUUUUCUGGAUUCACCACCUGCUGAACCCCUUGAUUCCUUACGUGUUAAUAGUGGUGCUGAAUGCCUUGACGGUCAGACAUAUUGUGGUGGCGAAUCGCGCUCGCAGGGAACUGAAAUAUUCCGCUAAUGGGAGUCAACGAAUGGACCCAGAGAUGGCCCAAAGGCGAAAGUCUAUCGUUCUGUUGUUCGUCGUGUCGGGCAGCUUUAUAUUGCUAUGGUUCACAAAGGUUGCCGUUUUCUUGCUGAUGGAGAUUUCCAACAGACAUGCUUAUCCGAGCUAUAAUCACCCGGUCAUUCUCGCCGACCAGACAGGAACCAUGCUCUUUUAUCUGGGUACUUGCACAAACACCGUUGUUUAUGCUCUGACCCAGAGGAAAUUCAGAGAGGAAUUAAAGAGGAUGCCCAGCAAGAAGGACCUUUUCAAAAGCCUUGCAAGGAUCAAUGUGUACAACAUCUACCACCAUGCCCUCGUCAAUCUCCUUCGUCACCUCCUCAAAUACAAUCAAAUUGGUUACACAUGA